GGGUUUGCUGGAAGAAGCCUAAGAAGGGGCGGGACUCGCGGGAGUUUCCGGCAGGCUCUGGGCGGAAGUGUGGGUAGCAGCUGGACGGGUGAGCCGGCGUAGCUAGCAGCAAUGAGGACGAGGGCUGAAGAACUCCGCUGUGCCGUGGAGCUGCCCCCGGGUUCGCGGGAGCCAAGUGCGGAUGCAAAUGCUGAGAAAGGAAGUAAAGACAACUUGCCUGUGGUGAUACUGCUUGGGUGGGCUGGCUGUAAGGAUAGAUACCUGGCAAAAUACAGCACCAUCUACCUUAAGAAGGGGUGCAUAGUGAUCCGCUACACGGCUCCCUGGAGGUUGGUGUUCUUUUCAGAAUCCUUGGGUAUAAAGUCCCUGCAGAAUUUGGCCAAGAAGCUGCUGGAGGUCCUCUUUGACUUCAAAAUGGAGACGAAGCCCCUACUUUUUCAUGUCUUCAGCAAUGGUGGUGUUAUGCUCUACCGUUACAUUGUGGAGCUUCUUCAUACUCAUCAGCAAUUCCAGCAACUGAAAGUGGUGGGAACUGUGUUUGACAGCGCUCCUGGCAGGAAGAACCUGAGGGGUGCUCUCCGUGCCCUGUCAGUUGUGUUAGAAUCAACCAAUGUGUGUGUAAAAUACCUUCUUCUACUGACAUUUGGAGUUCUGGUGGUGACGUUGCGGAUCAUACUGUAUCCUUUGUCCCGCUUUUUGAAUGAGACUCACUAUGACGCCAUGCUGAAACAACCCUGUUCCUGGCCUGAGCUGUACCUCUACUCUAAGGCUGAUGCCGUUAUUCAAGCCAGUGAUGUGGAGAAGAUGAUAGAGGCUCGGCAGCACAAUCGGGUUCUGGUUAAGGCUGUGGAUUUUGUGGAUUCUGCUCACGUUGGCCAUCUGCGGGCAUAUCCCACCUUAUAUGUGGCUCAUUGCACCUCCUUCAUGUACAACUGCAUUGGGGGUAUUUAGGCUCACUAGGGUUGCAGAUAUCAGUAUUUGCCUCAUCUUGUACCCAAUACAUGCAAAACCAUUCAUAAUUGUUCUUGAUAAAAUGCUGGCCAUGCCUGUCACCAGUGGAAGCCAAAGUGUUUCUUGGAACCUGAAUAUCUGAAACUGCCACGUUGCUGAGCAUUAGGAACUAAGACUGCUGUAUAGAUCUGGGAAAGUCCAGAUUGAUGUAACUUGCAAUGCAUUUUUUCCUCUUGAUUUUAUCAAUGGAAUGGUGGAAAAUGCUCUGUAACUGAUGUGUGUGCAUGCACACACAAACACAAAAUCGGUCCUAGGAAAAGCUGUAUACUGUGACCAGCAUAUAUGUAUGUAUAUUUGCUUAUUUUAUAAACUUUGACUCUGCUGCUCAUGAGGGAUGCAGAGCUGUACAGAGCACCAAAGCCCUGCCUUCCUACCUAGUGAAAGUCUUCCUGUUUUGCUUCUGAGAUUUUACCAAGCACAGACUUUGAAGUCUAUCUGGGUCCAUUAUUACAUUCCAUGUGUUUGCUGCAUGUAUAUAGAAUUGCUGAAUAUAUAAAGACAUGCCUAUA
Messenger RNA from Hemicordylus capensis (graceful crag lizard), 1520 nucleotides. RefSeq names its product transmembrane protein 53 (gene TMEM53). The transcript is spliced from 3 exons. The record is from RefSeq and is a predicted model, not a curated record. The coding region runs from base 112 to 951 and encodes 279 amino acids. NCBI's taxonomy places the organism in Eukaryota, Metazoa, Chordata, Lepidosauria, Squamata, Cordylidae.